GGAAUCUCGAGAUCCUGCUGCCUGCAUCAGCAUCAACAGCCGCGAAACCAGCAUCGACAGCCGCGACAUCAGCAUCGACAGCCGCUUCAGUAACAGCAGCAGCACUCACCCCACCGGACUUGCAGCACCAUGGCCCAGCCCAACUUCCAGAAGAUGAUCCAGAACUUCAUGCCCAAGGGCAACCCGCGAGCCUUCCUGGGAUCAACGGGCUCGCUCCUGGCCCUCGGCGCCAUUGGCUUCGCCAUCAACUCCUCACUCUUCAACGUCGAUGGUGGUCAUCGCGCCAUCAAGUUCUCGAGAAUCGGUGGUGUCAAGGACACUAUCUACUCUGAAGGCACUCACAUCAACGUCCCCUGGCUUGAGACUCCCAUCAUCUUCGAUGUCCGUGCCAAGCCCAGAAACAUUGCCUCGCUGACUGGCACCAAGGAUCUUCAGAUGGUCAACAUCACCUUGCGUGUGCUCUCCAAGCCCGAUGUCGCCAAGCUUCCCCAUAUUUUCCAGACCCUUGGCCUCGACUAUGACGAGCGAGUGCUUCCGUCAAUCGUCAACGAGGUCCUGAAGUCGGUUGUGGCCCAGUUCAACGCCUCCCAGCUGAUCACCCAGCGUGAGCGGGUUUCUCGAUUGGUUCGUGACCAGCUGCUCACCCGAGCUGCCCAGUUCAACAUCAUCCUUGACGAUGUCUCGAUCACCCACGUCGCUUUCAGCCCCGAAUUCACCUCUGCCGUCGAGGCCAAGCAGAUCGCCCAGCAGGAUGCCCAGCGAGCCUCGUACAUUGUCGACCAGGCCCGUCAGCAGAAGCAGUCCAUCAUCGUCAAGGCCGAGGGUGAGGCCAAGUCGGCCCAGCUGAUUGGUGAGUCCAUCCGCAACAAGCCCGGCUUCCUCGAGCUCCGCAAGAUCGAGACUGCUCGCGAGAUUGCCGGCAUCGUCGCCACCUCUCAGAACAAGGUCUACGUCGACGCCGACACCCUGCUGCUGAAUGUUAACGAGAAAAGGGCUUGAGCGCCGCGCACCCUAUCUGUUCCUGCGUUUCUCUGAGAAUCUGCAUGGAUCGAAGCAAGCCAGCCACGGCCAAGCUUCUCGCCGUGAGCUUUGCGACUGUUGUGUCCAAGGCGUGGCCAUUCUGGCCCAUCCGCUUCUUGCUCACACCAUUCCCCGUAACCAUCCCCCCCCCGUUGUCAAGCCCGCGCCAAUAUCCUUCUCUGGGUUGCAUCAAAGGCAACAUGUAUCAUUGUAACAUUGCCAACACGGCUUGCUCUAUUCACUUGAU
Polychytrium aggregatum is the source of this 1267-nucleotide messenger RNA. RefSeq names its product prohibitin-2. The record is from RefSeq and is a predicted model, not a curated record. Gene Ontology annotation, biological process: mitochondrion organization. NCBI's taxonomy places the organism in Eukaryota, Fungi, Chytridiomycota, Chytridiomycetes, Polychytriales. Bases 130 to 999 code for a protein of 289 amino acids. Gene Ontology annotation, cellular component: mitochondrion; membrane. The transcript has 6 exons.